Messenger RNA from Lymnaea stagnalis (great pond snail), 1401 nucleotides. The record is from the annotation of a GenBank genome assembly. NCBI's taxonomy places the organism in Eukaryota, Metazoa, Mollusca, Gastropoda, Lymnaeidae.
CCGCCCUCUUUCGCCUUCGCCGUAUCUCUCGCCGGCAACAAAGGCGUUCGCGACGUCUCCGAGGAGGAGGGCGAGAAGUCUCUCAUCGGCAUCGUGGAGCUGAAGGUGCAAAGCGAAGGCCCGCGGAAAGAGGUCUCGUGCACUUCCGAGAAUUCGUUCUUAGCCAUCGAACCGAUGGGCCCGGACUAUUUCAAGCUGGAGCUGAAACAGCACCUGGACAGGGAGGUGCAGUCCGAGUACAGCGUCAACGUCACGUGCACCUACCACUCGGCGCCGCCCCUGGCUGACUGGAAAAUCUUCACGCUCAGGGUCACGGACGAAAACGACAAUGCCCCUGUGUUCAGCGAGACGAUCUACGUCGGCAACGUGACGGAGGAGGCGAGCGUUGGAGAGUUUGUCCUGGAGGUCAAGGCCACGGAUGCGGACGAAGGGGUCAACGGGGCGGUGACUUAUUUCAUGAAAGGUUUGGAAAAUUUCCAACCCAAACCUUUCGCCAUCGACGAGAAAAGUGGGAGGAUAACGACGAACGUGACCAUCGACCGAGAGACCGUGACCAAUUUCACGUUUACCGUGGUAGCGGUGGACCACGGAAAGCCGGAAAUGACGGGAUCCGCCGUGGUCAUCGUCCACGUAGACGACGUCAACGACAACGCACCGGUGGUCGUGACAAAAAACUUAAGAAUCCUCGAAAACCUGGACGCCAUGUCCUUGGUCGGGACACUACGAGGCUCUGACCUCGACAUCGGGAAGAACGCCGAGCUGGUCUUCGCCAAACUGGACGGCGACAGUGACUCCUCCUCGACCCCGUUCCUGGUCAAGUCCAACGGCAGCGUGUGGUCGGUCGUCUCGCUGGACAGGGAGCAGAGGUCGCUGUACUCCAUGGCCGUCACCGUGCGAGACAAAGGCCAGCCCCGACGGUCGGGCACCGCCGUCAUCCAAAUCACCGUCGACGACGUCAACGACAACCCCCCGGCGAUCUCCAGCCCGUGUCUGACGGACGGGAUCGACUUCUUCCUGGACACCAGCUACUACCUCGACAACGAGACGCUGUACUCGGGCAGCGGGUUCGUGGUCAUCGACUGGCACUGCCCGGAGGGGGAGAGGGUCGUGUACCAGGCGGAGGCCAGCGACAAGGACAGCGGCGACACCGCGAGACUCACCUACGGCCUGGACGACGGGCUCGAGGACGCCCUGUUCCAGAUCGACAAGAAGACAGGGAGCGUCACGCUCAAGCGAUACGUCCGCCCCGACGACAGUCUGUCCCAGCUGGUUAACAUCAGCGUGACGGAUCACGGCGUCCCGCGCCUGACGUCGUACUGCGCUCUCAACAUCACCAUCAACAUCGACCGGUCGGCGCUUCAGCCACCGCCGAGCACCUCGGUGUUCGCACAAAGUUCCAAC